Messenger RNA from Carassius gibelio (silver crucian carp), 1770 nucleotides. Its product is annotated as ubiquitin carboxyl-terminal hydrolase 15. The record is from RefSeq and is a predicted model, not a curated record. Gene Ontology annotation, biological process: protein deubiquitination. Gene Ontology annotation, molecular function: cysteine-type deubiquitinase activity. The transcript has 6 exons. Bases 91 to 795 code for a protein of 234 amino acids. NCBI's taxonomy places the organism in Eukaryota, Metazoa, Chordata, Actinopteri, Cypriniformes, Cyprinidae.
AGCGUGUGGUUUGGUGCUGAGCGUCGGCUGACAUGUCUGCCUUGUUUUCCUGCAGAUAGAUGCUAUCUCUCCUUGGACUGGGAACCAGAAAUGAAGAGGAAGUACUUCAAUGAAUCGGUGGCUGAGGAUUUCAAUAAGCACGAGAGUAUGGAGUACAAACCUCAGAAAAAGAGCUUCUUCAAGCUGAAGGACUGUAUCAAGCUCUUCACCACCAAAGAGAAGCUGGGAGCAGACGACCCAUGGUACUGUCCCAACUGCAAGCAGCACCAGCAGGCCACGAAGAAGCUGGAUCUGUGGUGUCUGCCGCCGGUGCUGGUGUUCCAUCUCAAGCGGUUCUCCUACAGCCGCUACAUGAGGGACAAGCUGGACUCGCUGGUGGACUUCCCGCUGCGGGAUCUGGAUAUGACGGAGUUCCUCAUCAACCCCAACGAUGGGCCCUGCCGCUACGACCUCAUUGCGGUGUCCAACCACUACGGGGGCAUAGGAGGAGGACACUAUACUGCCUAUGCCAAGAACAAGGAAGAUCAGAAGUGGUACAACUUCGACGACAGCAGUGUGUCUCCAGCCAGCGAGGAGCAGAUCGUGUCCAAAGCAGCGUAUGUGCUCUUCUACCAGCGGCAGGACACGGUCAAAGGCACGGGCUACUUCUCCCUGGACCGCGAGGCUCCCGACAAGACGGACGCGCCACGAGACGACAGCGCCGCGGCUCAGAGCGAGGAGGAAUACCUCAACUACAACGAGCCGGAGGAGGAAGAGCUCGGGCCCACCCGCGACGUGUCCAUGAGCACCAACUGAGGAGGAGAAGCGCUCCCCCAAGCCAUAUCUGCACCCGACGGCGACGCGAAUGUACAGCCGGGAGCCGCCGGAACGGCGUGAGGAAGAGCUGGGAGCGCAGCAGUGUGACGCGCCUCUGCUCCGAGUGUCUAGAAGAGAUUUUGCUUGUGUGAUCCUGUAUAUAACACUAAACAGAGGACUCUGGCUGGUCGUGUCCUGCUCAGGCACUCGCUCGUUUGGCGUGUCUGUGGCAGCGGGAGAGAGACCAGUCUUGAUCUUAGCCUUAUCCAUCCUCUCGGCCUUUCUUCGCACAAGUCUCCCUGAGCUCCUCUCACUGACGGAGCGCCGGCUCUGCCUCUGGUUUAAUGAAUGUUCUGGGUCGGCCCGACGUCGCCUCUGUAAACACUGUACAUAAGAGUUCACUCUGUGAGUGCACAUUUGAUAACUCUAUUUAUUUACGUGGACGGCAGGAGUGUGUCCAUGUGUCGAUCUGAUGCUAAUGCAGUGUAGUUGUAGCUCAUUCAGGUUAUAUUAACAUACACAUACACAUACAUAUUUUAUAUUUAUACUUGUCUCUGUCACAUGACUGUACCGUUUCACUGACGUGACUCACAUUCAUCAUAGUUCAUGUGCUCCUGAGGAAACAAACCCAUGGUCUUGUGUUCAUCCCUUUCUUAACCAUUUUUUAGGGAUAAUUCACCCCAAAAUGAAAAUUCAGUCAUCAUUUACUGUAGUUUAGUAUGCUUUAUUAAAGGGCAAACCCAAUACAUGCAGAGAAGAAGCAGAGGAAGAUGUUUACUAUCAGAUACAUGAUUGCACAGACACAGACACUAUUUAAACUGAACAGAGAUGACAUAACUGAAUUCAAUGAUGAACUGCCUUUAAUUAUCAUUUUGCAUUAUUGAGACACUGUUUUCCAAAUUAAUGUUGUUCAGUGCUUUGACGCAAUGUAUUUGGUUUAAAGCACUAUAUAAAUAAUGGUGAUUGAUUCAUUGA